Messenger RNA from Ananas comosus (pineapple), 1048 nucleotides. RefSeq names its product wiskott-Aldrich syndrome protein family member 2-like. Gene Ontology annotation, molecular function: ubiquitin protein ligase activity. Gene Ontology annotation, cellular component: cytoplasm. The record is from RefSeq and is a predicted model, not a curated record. The transcript is spliced from 2 exons. Gene Ontology annotation, biological process: protein ubiquitination. Lineage: Eukaryota; Viridiplantae; Streptophyta; Magnoliopsida; Poales; Bromeliaceae. The coding region runs from base 1 to 804 and encodes 267 amino acids.
AUGGACGCCCCUCGUCGCCUCCCCUCCCCUCCCCUCCCCACCUCGCCACCUCCUCUCGACUCCUCCUCCGACUCCUCCGACCCCGACCCGGACCGCCGACGGCGACCGGGACCCGGACCGGCCCCCGCGCGAGGCAUACCUGCGCCGCCUCAUCCGCACCUCGCUCUCGUCCUCUCGACGACGUCCGCUCCGCCUCUCCCCGCCGCGGGCCCUCCCGGCCCGCCCUCCUCCAUCGCCGCCCUCCCCACCGUCCCCGUCUCCGAACCCUCCCUCCCCUGCCCCGUCUGCAAGGACGACUUCCCCCUCAGCUCCCCCGCCCGCCGCCUCCCCUGCGGCCACCUCUACCACUCCGACUGCAUCCUCCCCUGGCUCUCCCUCCACAACUCCUGCCCCCUCUGCCGCUCCCCGCUCCCUUCCCCGCUACCCGCCGAUCCCCCGCCCACCACCCACAUCUCCAUCCGCUUCCGCACCCUCCUCGACGCCGGCGGCGACGACGACGACGACGACGGCGCCCGCGCGCUCAGGGACGCGCUGCGCCGGAUCCGCCGCCGCCGCCGCCGCCCCCGCCCCGUCGAGGCGGCCUCCCCCACGCAGAUGGCGCAGGCCGAGACCGGCUCCUCCGCCGGCCCCGCCAACAGCGCCGAGACCGUCACGUCGCAGUGGCCCCUGGAAGGAGCAGCCGCAGCCGCAGCUGCAGCAGCAGCAGGAGGGGGAGCCGGAGGGGCUGGCGCCGCGGGGAGGUUGGACGACGAGGGCGACGCUGUCAUGUCGUCGGAGCCUAGAGAGGAGUGGUUCUUCGAUUAGUUGAUGCGACGUGGCUCUUGCUGUAGCAGCUCUGAGAAGAGGACUCGUGAACUGUUUCGGAUCACUACUACAUGCAAUAUAUAACAUCCUGACGAGUUAGAGUAGUUCUGUAUCUGAGGCUUCGGCACUUUGUUCUCUUGCACAGACCUAAAGCAGAAGCUUUUAGAAUAAUUUUUUUACAAGCUUGUGUACAUUGAUCAAACCUAUUUCUAAGCAAUAAAUUAUAUGCGAUUUUCUUUUCCUC